UUUCUCGAAGAAGACGUACGUAAAAAAAAUGUUCAAAUGCGAAUAGAUCUCCCCUAAGAUUUACGCGCCCCGCUGUAGUUAUUGUCCUUUUUCAAUCGAUUGGAAAGCUUGCGCCGGACCGUAUUGCCGACCGUAGGCCAAUCGUCAUGACGCUUCCUCGCAACGCUGGGGGUCGUGUGGCGUCGCUGCCUGCGCUCUAAUGUCAAGCUGAUAGUUGGCAUCUGUCCCGGGUAACGGGCGGGGGGAUGAGAAUCUCGGAGCUAGUUGAUUCUUAGUGCGCGGAGUUACCGCGUCGUUUUAAAUAGCGCUCCGCGUUGAGUUGUCAAGUCACGCAGGACAGGAAACAUGCAGUCAGUAGUGACAGCCAAGAUGGCGGAGAGUGGGUUGUGCGGUAGCAGUGCGUAGUCGAUGAUUAAGGGGACGACCCUUUGGUACCCGUAGGUUAGGUGUCCUCGUAAACAUGCACCAGGGUACAUCGUCGACGACGCGGCGUCGCGGUCACCAGCACCACCCUAGACAUGCGACGCGACGCCGUCUCGACGCAUUCAGUCGUGGACCCGCGCAGUGUGGUCCUGCUGGAAUCUCGGCAGAUUCAACUGUCGAACUGUCAGUCGAACAGGAUAAAUCUUACUCCCCUUCUUCUUCUUCUUGCUCUUAUUCCGCAAAAGAUUCGCGCGUCGGCGAAGGAUUCGGAGAAGGCGAUGAAUCUAGGAUUAUUCCGAUAGAUAGCCGUCAGCCAACUCUAAAAAAUUCUCCGCAAUUAAUAGACGACGAUAACAACACGCAUUCUUCCAACAAGUUAAAGCCCGUUAAAGACGACGAACAGCUGAUCGAGUCCAACGCUGUUAUUUGCACAGCUGACGACGACGAUAAGACACAUUCCGAAAACUAUGUCGUUAAAAGGCCCGCGCGGUGUGGUCAGGACGACAAAUUACUACGAGACGAUAACAAGUCGAGAUCUGCCAAGUUAUACGGUAAAAAUUUAUCCAAUGAUAACGAUACCGUCGAUAUCGAUACCCUCGGUUCGAAGACUAGCGAAAAAUCGACCGCCAAUCGACUGCUGGGCGGCAGAAACAAUAAUAAUUCCACCUCGGAGAGAGGCGGUAAGACAAGGCGAGGAAAUUCCUCGCCUAGGAAUUCUCGGAUUGAGGCGAAUAGAAGCCCCGAGCCGGAGCACGCGGUCGCGAGGGCUCGGGGUGACGGAAACUCGGACGACGAGACUUCUAACGUCGAAGAAGAUCCGGAGCUCGCUGAACUCGCUAAAAUGCGAUGCCCCAGCGAACGCACCGAGGUACAAGCCGAAAAGGAGGCGAGGAGAAGAAAGAGAUGCGCCGAUUAUCCCGGUCUAGCAUUUGGAUGUUCGAUAUUCUCGAGCGACACGAUGAUGAAGUUCAGCUUGAUUAAAAACGAACUACAAAAUAUCAUGGGGAAUCAACUGAAAAGGGCCGAAUCCGAAGUCGCCGCUCUUAACCGUCGCAUCCAGCUUUUGGAGGAAGAUCUGGAGAGGUCAGAGGAACGUCUUGCAACUGCCACCGCCAAGUUGGCCGAGGCAUCUCAAGCAGCCGAUGAAAGCGAGCGGAUACGGAAGGCACUUGAAAAUCGAACCAACAUGGAGGACGAUCGCGUUUCUUUGUUGGAACAACAACUGGCCCAGGCUAAACUCAUUGCUGAAGAGGCUGAUAAAAAAUACGAAGAGGUUGCCAGGAAGCUAGUCAUGAUGGAACAGGAUCUCGAGCGUGCUGAGGAAAAAGCCGAAAUUUCCGAAUCGAAGAUCGUCGAGUUGGAGGAGGAACUUCGCGUCGUUGGCAACAACUUGAAGUCCCUUGAAGUCUCUGAGGAGAAGGCGACGCAGAGGGAGGAAACGUUCGAAGGACAAGUUAAGAUCUUGGACAGCCAAUUGAAGGAGGCUGAGGCUCGUGCUGAGUUCGCCGAGAGGUCCGUGCAAAAGUUGCAGAAGGAGGUCGACAGGCUCGAGGACGACCUCGUUGCCGAAAGGGAGAAAAAUAAAUUGCUGCAAGAAGAGAUGGAGGCAACACUGCAUGACAUCCAGAACAUGUAGAACAUGUCGCUGCGGAUAAAUACGCGCUUGUUUGGUGCACGCCUAACAUAACAUAUACAAAAGAGAGAUAAAAAAAGAAAAAAAAAAAACAAACAAACAGAAGAAAUGCAAUGUCCUUAAGUUAGGGUUAGGCCCCAUCGUUAGAGCAGGAAAAAGACAGAUGACGAUAUUUUCAUCACACAUUUUUACCAUCGAGUUUAUAGAAAUCUAAUUCCCAUCUUUAGCCUAUUGAAUUCUCCUUUCAAUUUCGCGUUAUUACACACAUUCCGUUAGGAUACAAUAUUAACAUAACGCGAUAGUAAUAUUUAUAGUAAUAAUAAUUGCUGGUGAGAAUUCGAUACGUUUUUAAUUUCACAUCCGAAUAACUAUUCGUCUUCCCUCGUGCGGAAUAUAUCAGCAUAUUUUUUCUUUUUUUGUUCGUAGAUCGUAAAAAGAAAGAUAAGGAUUUUCUAUUCCUACUGUCUAUUCCUCCCUACAUCUUGAUAAAUCGUUGCUUGUAUUUUGUUUUGUUGUUUUGGAAUGUAAUUGGUACAAUUGAAAACAAGCAGUAGUAACGAAGACUGAGGAAGGUUGGGUAGUCGUGUCUCCAUUACAGCAAUAUGCGUAGAGGUAGAUUCUAAUUAGUGUUUAUCUGUCGGUUCCAGUAUUUUGUAUUUUUUUUUUUUCAAUUUUUUUUUUCUUUGCAUCCUAAUAGAGCUGCGUCCCAGUCUGCCUUGCUUCCGCGGUUUAAUUUGGAUCGGAAAUUAUUGUAAUCAGUACGUUAUUAAAGUCUAUCGAUCCAUCGAUCGGUUGUUCAUUUAUCGCAUAAACAUUUAUUCAUGAAUUCUAGUGCGACAAUCGUUCAAUCACGUUUGCCUGUAUAUACUAUUAUCUAUUUUUUUCCUUACCUAUAAAAUUAAAAGUAACGAAAUAUAGAAGAAAAAGUAAACAAUGAAAAGAAAGAUAGAUUUAAUUUAAUGAAAUAAAUGAACGUUCUUCGACGCACUGGAAAAUACGCGCGGAAUUUUUCUAGGAUUGAUAAUUAAUAUUUAUACAUACUUAUAUACGAGUUCAUCAAACAAUUCUGCAGGAUUCGAUAUCCCCGUGUAUGAGGGUUUAUUUUGCGCUUCUAGCGCACACCGGAUCCUGUAACUGAAGAUCCUGUGAACGCUUGAGGCUUAUCAAAAGAAAAUCGAGUUCAAUGUAGUAGAUGCAUGAUUAAAAUUCAUUUAAUCAUCAUUUUUUAAUCCUGACAAUUUACAUCAGUACCGGGAGAAAUAAUUUCUGUGGGUAGCCACUUCCGGGAAGAGUUAAACCACCUUUUGCUCCAUCAUAAUAUCUGAUAAUCUGUUUCGACUUCUGUCAUUUUUGUUCUCUUGUGCACAGUUUUGAAGGAUUCUAAAAAAUUAAUUUACCUACGUUCACUUUUUGAAUAACAAUGGAUUUUCUACAUUUAGCAUUACGCACAUUUAUUUUUGGUAGGUACAAUAGAAAUUUCAGUAUUAUUACGAUUAAAACAUUUCAAAAACAUCUCGUGUCCCUCGCUUAAAUUUUCACUGUAUUUUCUAACCGGAAAUUACUAUAGAAAUCACUUGUAAACUCACAAUAUAUCGACGAAGUGGCUACUCACGCGUUAAUUUUGCCAUCGAAAAAGAAAAGAAUCGGUAGAAAAAAAAGAAAAAUUGCACAAUAUAUUCCUACGUCCUAUUAUAUUGAUAAACCCAUCUUUGAAAAUGCUGAAAACAAUACUUGAGUUAUUAGUCUAUUAAUUUACUUAAUAUUAAUUGAAAAUGAUAAUAACACUAAUAUUAUUGUAAUAAUUAUUAUAUUGCUAUUAUUAUAAAUCUGUUUAUAAUAUAUAUUUUCAUUUUGAAAAA
Messenger RNA from Athalia rosae (coleseed sawfly), 3915 nucleotides. Its product is annotated as tropomyosin Per a 7.0102. Gene Ontology annotation, biological process: actin filament organization; muscle contraction. The transcript is spliced from 8 exons. Gene Ontology annotation, cellular component: actin filament. The record is from RefSeq and is a predicted model, not a curated record. Bases 461 to 2059 code for a protein of 532 amino acids. Gene Ontology annotation, molecular function: actin filament binding. Lineage: Eukaryota; Metazoa; Arthropoda; Insecta; Hymenoptera; Athaliidae.